Molecule: messenger RNA, 2505 nt
Organism: Seriola aureovittata
Lineage: Eukaryota; Metazoa; Chordata; Actinopteri; Carangiformes; Carangidae
Gene: eps8l1b
Product: eps8 like 1b
Exons: 19
Coding region: 104-2107 (667 amino acids)
Biological process (GO): Rho protein signal transduction; positive regulation of ruffle assembly; regulation of Rho protein signal transduction
Cellular component (GO): vesicle; ruffle membrane; plasma membrane
Molecular function (GO): actin binding
Source: RefSeq, a predicted model, not a curated record
AGUAUAAAGACACACACACACACACACACACACACAGCUGUUAGCAUCAGGAAUACCGCACUGGAAGCCUUUCAGCGUUGAAAGCUGACACGGUGGACAAAAGAUGACAAACAUCUCGCAAUAUCUUGUUAACCACCUGCUGACGUUCUCACUCCAGGACGGGGAUGUGCAGAGUGUGGAGGAGGCCAAGUCACGUCUCUCCUUCCUGGCUCAGAACAAAAAGCUAUGGAGCCAACAGAUGUGCCUGGAUGUUGGAUCAGAGGCCAUUCAUCUCCGAGACAUACAGAGCCAGGAUGAGCUGGAGAACUACUCCUUCAAAUCCAUCUACCGAUGUGACGCCAUUAACACAGAAAAACACUUCUCAUCCCUCCUCAUGUUAAUCUGCCAAAGUGAAGAUCAGAAGAAGCCGGACAUUCUCUUCUUCAACUGUGAGACGGUGAAGGCAGACGAAAUCUGUGACCAAAUAACUCAAGCGGUUUCGGAUUCCUCCAGGAGUAAGAAGCUCCCUGAUGCCCUCAGGCUUCCUCAGAGCGGUGGGGAGAUGAUCGACCCCUAUGAAAUCCCAAGUCCCCCAUUUGCACACGCUCCGAAUGCCCCACCAGCAAACCCGCCACCUUACCCUGGACCUAGAGCAGCAAACGCUGUGAACGGCGAGCCUGAUAUCACUUUCCUACGAGCGGAGAGAGAAGUGGGGAUCCUCAAUCACUGCUUCGAUGACAUCGAGAACUUCAUGGCCAGGCUGCAGCAGACGGCCGAGGCUGCGACGGUGCUGAGCCAGAGGAAGAAGAAAAAGAAGAAGAGUAAAAAGCAAAGUGCCGAAGAAGAUCUACUCACAGCAAAGGCCCGCCCCCCACCAGAGGAGGAAUUCAUCAAUAUCUUCCAGAAAUUCAAAUAUUGCUUCAGCCUACUGGCCCGUCUGAAAUCAAUCAUCUCCAAUCCUUCAUCAGAGGAGCUGGUUCACCAUGUGUUCAAACCUUUGGACAUGAUGGUGAAAACGACUGGAGGACCAGGUCUCGGAGCCUCUGUGUCCAGCCCCGCCAUGACCAACUCCGCUGUGUCCCUGCUACAAGACAACCUGAACGAGGAGGAGAGGCAGCUGUGGUCGUCUCUGGGACCAAACUGGACACUCCCUCGGUCUCAGCUCAGAGGGCCUGUGGCUCCGUACACCCCUGUGUUCUUGGACGGUUGGAAGCCGGAAGCCUCGAGGGCAGACGGGCAGGUUUGGGAGGAUCCGGUCGAGUCACAGCACAAACAUGAAGCCCUCCGAGUCAAACAAGAGCAGCAACAGCCUCCUCAGCCGGUCGGUCCUCCUGAUACCCGUGUCAGUGAUGAAACAGAUGGCGGCACACUCCCACCAGAGGCUGAAAGAGUCUACAGCUGCAGUUACGACUUCAUAGCCAGGAACAGUAGUGAGCUGUCAGUGCAGCAGGGGGAGACACUUGAGGUGAUCGAAUCAUCCAAGCGCUGGUGGAAGUGCCGUAAUCGCUUCAACCAGAUCGGCUUCGUCCCCUUCAACAUCCUGGAGCCUGCAGCUCACAUAGAUAGCCCCGUCACCAACAAACCCCCCAAUGCUCCCGCUCCACCUCCCCUCGCCAUGACUUCCUCUACAGUCCCACCCAGCCCUCCUGCUCUGCUGCUGGCCCCCACCCACUCCCCACAGCGCCCCCGCAGCUCACCGGCAUACAGCCAACAUAUACCAGCUGCAGAGGACACGGAUAAAGUAAUGAUGGUGAAUGACGAGCUGCUCCAGAGGCUGACCAAUGGAAAGGCCAAUCUAAACAAACCUCUGGUCAUCCCUCGCUCCGUGGAGACCUCUGUUCCUCUGGACUACCACUCUCCUCCAGAGGAGGUGGCUGAGUGGCUCAGAGGGAAAGGCUUCAGUGAACCGACGGUGUCAUGUUUGGGAGUGCUGACAGGUGCCCAGCUCUUCUCCCUCAACAAGGAGGAGCUGCGAGCUGUGAUUCCAGAUGAGGGCGCCAGAGUGUACAGUCAGCUCACUGUGCAGAAAGCACUGCUGGAGGAUGCCAGACGGGCCACAGAGUUGGAAGCAGUCAUGGAGAAACAGAAAAUGAAGGUUGAUCUGAAACUGGAGAGCAGCACAUUGUGAGCAGGAGGAGGUGGGGGGGGGUCUACAUCAUGAAGUUUCAGAUGAAGGAUUGUGUCACCGAAGAGCGAACUCAUGAAUUGUUGAUUAUAUUUACCUGAGAACAAACAAACAUCGUCAGCUGACCAUCAAAAUGCAUCUAUGAACAUCAUGCUCAUUCUCACAUCAUUACUUCAAGCUUUUAAUGCAAGCAGGUGCUGUGCAGACGAAAUACAUUUGCACAUAAAGAAGACCAUUUGUAAAUUAUUUUGUCUGUUUUAAUGUGAAUAGUUUUCUUCACUGUCCAUUUCUGCUUAGUAGUUAAGAACUAACUUAAAUGAAAUGUAUUUAACUUUGUAAAAUACGUGUCUAACAAUUCAACCAUGAUUAACAUGCCUCGACACAAUAAAAAUUAAAAUGGU